Molecule: messenger RNA, 3579 nt
Organism: Stylophora pistillata
Lineage: Eukaryota; Metazoa; Cnidaria; Anthozoa; Scleractinia; Pocilloporidae
Product: dual specificity protein phosphatase CDC14AB
Biological process (GO): protein dephosphorylation
Source: RefSeq, a predicted model, not a curated record
UAAAGAAAACCUCGUACAAACUUUAAUCGAACACAUGACACGAUCACAAACUGGCAUGCGUGCAGUCACGCAGAAUCUCAGUUGGCUCUGACUUCCGAGAAAUAGGAAACGUAUCCAUGAGUUAGUUUGUCAACCUCAGUAGUGAUUGCGCACUUCGACGUAAUACGUUUUAAUAAUAGAAAUAAAAGUACUCCCUAUUUGUAACCUCAGUCCAUAUUUUCCCUGUCCGUUCGGUCUUGAUGUUUUUUAAACAAAAGGAUAGAAAAUCAAUCCCUUGAGAACUGGUAAUCUGUUACCCAAUAGGUACCUGUUAGAAGGUAUGAGAAAAUAUUACAUCGACACAGGAGGUUAGUGAUUUUUCUUGGCAUUUUAAAACCCGUUAUUUCUGAAACACUUCUUUAUGAUAUGGAAUGUUCUUUAAUAUUCUUCAUGCGUCAUUGUCACAUGCCCUUCACCUGAGUGUGCUUGUCGCGAAACUCCGUCAAAUUUGCAUUGGAAUGUUGUUCCACAUCCAUGCGGGUAUUUUUAAUUGGGCAACUAAAGAGCAUAUCGAGUAAUUCGAACUAAAACACAAAAGGGAAUUUUAUUUUGCUAAGAAAAUGAAAACUACUCUUUCGAAAUCUGUGGCUGUUUCGCGGAAAUUGUUCAACAUCAACGACUUCCUCAUCAACAACUCGAAACUGACGAGCGCGUGACGAGACUGUUGUGUCUAAUUCCAAAAAUAAUCUGUAACUUUCGCGCCAAAUUCCACCGGGAUGAACUUUGGAGUAUCACAGCCCACUCAUUGUUUUUUUCUCAUUCUGAUUGGCUAGUUAAACCAUACAUAAUUUUCUUCCGUAAUCUGAACCAAUCAGGUGUUUGUUAUUAUCACGUGGUAUGCUAAUGCGCUGCAACUAUGAAUGAAUGACUGCAUGUUAGCGCGCCACGACGACGGUUUAUUUUACUCUUUUGUUUUGGUUCAAGCCGAAACGGCCAUUCAUUCCUCGUGGUGAGGGAGACACGAAAACGAAAAUGUGGGACAGAAACAUCAUGAGUUCUUGCGAAGUAGUUAAAGAUCGCCUGUAUUUUGUGAGUGUGAGUUGUAAACCACGAAACAACUCAUCCUAUCACUAUUUUAGCGUAGAUCAUGACCGGACUCUCGACGGUUGUAAAUUUCACGACACACCUUACUUCGGACCGCCAAAUCUGGCUGGAAUCUAUCGAUUCUGUUGUCUUGUUAACACCAAACUUCACGUGGUUCCGGCAUCAAAGAAGAUUGUUCUUUACACAACAGCUAACGAGGGUUUUUCGGACGCGAAGAAGCGAACACGGUCUGUUUUCCUGUGUGGCGCCUUCGCCAUGUGUCAACUCAAGAUGACUGCCGAAGAAAUUUAUGCUUUACUAGAGCAGCACUUUCUGCCGUCAACUCUGGUUUCUUACUGUGAUAUCAAUGGGAAUUUAUCCCACAACCUAGCCAUUUUAGACUGUCUCAAAGGGUUUGAGAAGGCAAUAGCUCUCGGGUUCUUCAACUUUGACGAGUUUGACUUGAAUCGAUACGAGCAGGAAGAACACGCUUUGGAUUUGAACUGGAUCGUUCCGGGAAAGUUGUUGGCGUUGAGUGAUCCUCAAAGAAGACCUGAACUCAAAGCGAGUCGAUUCAGUCGCCUGAGAAAGUAUUUCAGGCAGAAUGGAGUCAAGGGUGUCGUAAGACUGAACAAGGACGACAACAUGAUGAAAUAUGGGCUUAUUUACGAUGCGCGAUGUUUUACCGCCAACGGCUUCUCGCAUAGCGAUCUUUAUUAUGAAGAUGGUGGAAUUCCAACUAAAGCAAUCAUCAAGAAAUUCACACGAGUUGUAGAUCAGUGCGAUGGAGCCGUCGCUGUUCAUUGCCGAGCCGGUUUAGGAAGAACAGGAACUCUAAUCGCAUGUUAUUUGAUCAGACAGUUCCGAUUUUCAGCUGCCGAGUCCGUAGGUUGGUUACGCAUCUGUAGGCCGGGUAGCGUGUCAACACUCCAACAUUGUUUCCUACAACAUAAACAAGAGCCCAUAAUGCGAGGGUACCCCGAAGAUAUGAAGAUUGAGGAUCUCACCGAAGCCGUUAAAAAAAGUUUGAAUAUGUUUUCCUACCAAAAUGCGAUCAUUGAAGAACAGGAGGAGUAAACAUGAAUAUUCAGGACACCAAUAUGUUACUAAGAAAAUUCUUUGACGUCUGGUUUGUGGGGCGGCAGUCGACAGCUGGGAGAAUAUUAAUGAGGAACUCCUUUAUCAGCCAAUCAAUUGCCAAGAAAACCAGACAUUGUUAUUUUGAUCUCACCUGAAGAUGAAAUUUGUCUGGCUUUGAUCAAUCUUCAGUGCCAACUAAUAUAUUUAAAGCCAACUCCUCUUCUCAAUAUUAUUGUCCCUUUUUUUUUUAUUUCUAUUUCAAUGAAAGAUCACAUCUGAGAUUUUCUUACAUUUGGUAGUAGGCAGGCAAGAGGUUUUUUUAAGACAUACUAAUUUAAUUCCAUUGCAGCAUGCAAAAUGUCAUAUUUUUCUCUUUAACAUACCAAACAUAAUUGAAUAAUGUACAUUGCCAUAAUUUCUUUCAAUGUUCUGCUACCUCUAAUUUGUUUGCUACUUCUAAUGUGUUCACUCCAAAAGUCAGGAAAGGCCUAACAAAGAAAUAUUAAGGAUAAAGCAACAUAUUCUCCAAGGUAUCAUUGAUUGUGGCUUCAUUAACAGCAAUCAAGCUUAACAUGUUCUUAAGACAAUUCGUGAAAGCCAAUUUAAAUCUUAUUUUCAAAAUGUGUGUUAACCAUAUUCAGAAGAUCAAUGCAAAGGGAGUGGUGAAUGAAUUUGAAAUUUACACUGAAUUCUCAAUAUUUAAAAAAAAUAAGAAAGCUUAAAUCCAUUCUUGAAACAAAUUUUCUUGAAAAGGAUUUCAAAUUCCUUUUUUUGGAAGUAAAACAAAUAGAAAUUGGAGUGAAAUCAUGUCAUGACAAUCAACUUUAAGUUGGAAUGAUCAUGAAAACCACAUAAUCACACUGGUAACAUCUGAUGACAAUCAAAAUGUCUGUGCUACUUCAGAUUAAUAAACCUGAGUAGGUAUUGUAAAUAUAUACCAUAUAUUUUUGUCUUGCUGGCAAGAUAAAAGGGGAAGGGAUAAUGUUACUUUUGGUUAAUGAAGUAUUUGUGUUGAAUGUACAUUUGGUGUUCAACCACUGAUCAAUUGUUUCCCCAAAAUAUUUUGUAGCAUCUGUGGAAUUUUCUUGACAGGUAAAUAUUGCUGUAGGAUAUAUUUGACAUUAUUUAGAUAUUUAAAAUUAAAGAUGUCUCAGUUAUAAAUUUAAGAGUUAUAUUUUCAACUCAGUUGUAAAGGUGUAAUUAACAGAGUCAUUCAGAGCAAUGUGUAAAUGUUGUUGCUCAAUAUUGUAUAACUAGGAAAUUACUCGGUGAAACCUUUGGUCAAACUUAAGUGUAAAUAAAUUCUGUAAAGUAUAGGCUUUCUGUUCAGGGCUGCUGUGCCCUUUUGAUCAUGAAAUAUGACAACAUAUGCUGAUUGUCUGGAUGUUAAAGGAUGUUAUGUAAAUUAUUGAAUUAAAUUCAUUGUGUUCAAAGUUA